Mytilus trossulus (common blue mussel) is the source of this 855-nucleotide messenger RNA. Its product is annotated as neurogenic locus notch homolog protein 1-like. The record is from RefSeq and is a predicted model, not a curated record. The transcript has 6 exons. Lineage: Eukaryota; Metazoa; Mollusca; Bivalvia; Mytilida; Mytilidae. Bases 1 to 855 code for a protein of 284 amino acids. Gene Ontology annotation, molecular function: Notch binding.
AUGGGCUCCAAUGUUAUCUUUGUCUGUAUCAGUAGGGGACAAUCUUAUUGCGAGUCCAGGGUAUGUGUACACAGAUCUCGGCAGCUGGACAAUGAUCCUGUGCCAAAUCCAUGUGAACCAAACCCAUGCAAUAACGGUGGCAUAUGCACUGAAUCAACGGCUGAUACAUUUAGUUGUGAUUGUGAUCCGGCUUGGACAGGAGACAGAUGUGACGAUCCUGUGCCAAAUCCCUGUGAACCAAACCCAUGCAAUAACGCUGGGAGUUGCACUGAAUUAACGGCUGCUACAUUUAGUUGUGAUUGUGAUCCGGCUUGGACAGGAGACAUAUGUGACGAUCCUGUGCCAAAUCCCUGUGAACCAAACCCAUGCAAUAACGCUGGGAGUUGCACUGAAUUAACGGUUGAUAUAUUUAGUUGUGAUUGUGAUCCGGCUUGGACAGGAGACAGAUGUGAUGAAUUAAUAUCUGAAUGUUCACUUGGUGGAGGAACAUGUUUCAAGCUUGCUAGUUGCGGUGGACCCCAUAGCACUGGCGGCUGCAGUCAUAGUUUAAAUGAUUCAUAUGGCAGGGAUGGGGUGUGGCCUGGAUACUACGUACAUAAUGGUGUUCAAUACCCCUGGUCGAUGUCAAUACAGUUUGAUGCAAAUUCAAUAACCGGAGGAGGAUCUGAUAGUGUUGGCACAUUUACCAUAAACGGAUCUUGGGAUCCAUUGUCGAAGGAUAUAAAUUUUGUGAAAGCUUAUACUUCUCAUACUGUAUCUUACACUGGUCAAGUUACAGCUGACGUGUGUACAAUGUAUGGUCAGUAUCAAGUAGGAAGUACGACUGGGGCUUUUAACAUGACAAUUUGUACUUGA